AUCAUUCACUUGUCUUCUGCAUCUGUCCUGGGAUGGUCACUGGUUUUUCAAGUCUGGCAACUCGCUUUCUGAACAUUAUUUCCUCCCUUGGAUCAUCUUCUGCUCUAGUCCCUGCCUCUCCAUCAUCACCAUGUCCAGCUCCCAGCAACGCCUCAUGCAGGGCAUGCACCAAGACCUCAGCUGCCCCAUCUGUCUCAAGCUCUUCCAGUCCCCCGUGACAACAGAGUGUGGGCACACCUUCUGCCAGGCCUGCUUGUCCCGGGUGGCCACUGAAGAGGAUGGGGGCAAGGCUGCUCCCUCAUGUCCCACCUGCCAGGCCCUCACCAAGGUGGAGCAACUGCGGAUCAACCAGCAGAUGGAGCAUUUGGUGGAGUCCUUCCGGCAGGUGCCCCGUGAUCACUGUGAAGAACACCUCGACCCACUCAGUGUCUACUGUGAACAGGACCGGCAGGUGAUCUGUGGGGUUUGUGCUUCACUAGGCAAGCACAAGGGGCACAACAUCAUUACUGCUGCUGAGGCCCACCAGAGGAUGAAGAAACAGCUUCCUCAGCAGCAGGUCCAGCUCCAGGAAGCCCAAGUGCGCAAGGAGAAGACGAUUGCCCUGCUGAAUCGGCAAAUAGCAGAAGUGGAGGAAACAGUAUCCCGGUUCAAACGCCAAGUAUCAGAGCAGCUGGGGAUAAUGCGGUCCUACCUGGGAGCCCUGGAGUCUUCUCUGGGCCAGGAGGCUGAGCGGGUGGAACACCAGGCCACAGAGGCCUUGCAAAACGAGCGCAAGACCGUGACCCGUUACCUCGACCAGCUCAGGCAGAUGGAGACAGUGCUGGGGGAAGUGCAAGACGAACCACAGACCGAGUUUCUGAGGAAAUACUGUCUAGUUGCCAGCAGACUGCAGAAGAUCCUGGGGGAGUCUCCACCCAUUGCCCGCAUGGACAUCCAGCUCCCCAUAAUUUCUGAUGAGUUUAAGUUCCAAGUGUGGAGGAAAAUGUACCGUGCACUAAUGCCAGCUUUGGAGAACCUGACCUUUGACCCAGCCACUGCACAAGCCAACCUGAUGGUGUCAGAAGAUGGAAAAAGAGUGGAAUGUGUAGAACAUAAGCAAGCUGUGAGCCCAGAUGACACACAGAGGUUUGACAAGUCCAACUGCUUGGUCUCACGCCAGAGCUUCUCACAGGGAGAGCACUACUGGGAGGUGGCAGUAGACGACAAGCCCCGUUGGGCCCUGGGCGUCAUCUCGGCUGAAACUGGCCGCAAGGGCCGCUUGCAUGCAACCCCAUCCAAUGGCUUCUGGCUGGUGGGUUGCAAGGAAGGCAAGAACUAUGAAGCCUAUGUGGAGCACAAGGAACCCCGGUCUCUGAAGCUGGAGGGAAAGCCCAGCCGAAUUGGCAUCUACCUCAGCUUCGAUGAUGGCAUCCUUGCCUUCUACGAUGCUGGUGAUGAAGACAACCUCGUCCAGAUUUUUGCUUUCCAUGAGCGCUUUACAGGCACAGUCUACCCCUUUUUCGAUGUCUGCUGGCAUGAUAAGGGCAAGAACAGCCAGCCUUUAAUCAUCUACACCCCAGAGCCACAAGAGCGAUAACUAACCAUGAUUUUGGAUCUUCUAGGCCAGCCUUCUAGAUCAGGCAUCCUCCUGAGACUGCAUUGUCCAGCAUCCUAGUAUCCUAGGCAUUAUGAUCCCAGUGCCUCUGGAGGACACCAGAUGAGGGAAGGCUGCUAUAAACUCACCCAUUACUAGUUCCUAUAUAAUAGUUGCCUGCCAAGGUAUACAGAGGAGCUAUUUCUUACCAAAGCUGCACAAAUUAUUGGCAAUUUUAAAAUUGACAAAUUAUUAGCAAUUUUAAAAUUGCCCUGAUUAUUGGCAAUUUUAACUCCACUGCACAUAGACUCCUAAAUCAUAGCCACAUCCAACUGGACUGAAGAAAUGUCACUCUGCUCAACCCAAGUCUGCCAUCAAAAACUUGAUAAUUUUCUUGGUUUAAAAAUAAAGGUUCAUUAUCCUUGUAGCUUGUUCAAUAAAGUUAAAGCACAUACAUAACAUCUGCAUACUUUGGAAGAAGAGGGGAAGAUUGGGGCUGGCCAACUUCCAAGAGGAUAUAGAACAGAGGCUUUGCUAGACUAGAUAGCUCUCUAGCUAUAGCUGCUUUAUCUGUCCCAUUAUGUGGUCCUUCUUCUUCUGUCACUACAGUCCUCACUGAAAAUGGUCAGUUAAGAUCAAAAUAUUCUAAAUUGCAUCAAUACCAAUUCUUCAUUUUUUUAAAGCAGAAAAUGUCAUCCUUUCUAAUAUCAAACACGGGUGUUGCUUGAUAAACAUAUAUCUGAGGACAAGGCUGGGUUCAAAGAUGGACUAUGAUUUCUUUACAUAACUAGGGUUGCUUAUAAAUGCUCAAAAACUACCAGGCAGAAUGGAUUCAUAGCAACCUGCCAAAUUUAAUCCAUUCUCAUCUGCCUUAAAACCA
Molecule: messenger RNA, 2453 nt
Organism: Python bivittatus (Burmese python)
Lineage: Eukaryota; Metazoa; Chordata; Lepidosauria; Squamata; Pythonidae
Gene: TRIM72
Product: tripartite motif containing 72
Molecular function (GO): zinc ion binding; protein binding
Source: RefSeq, a predicted model, not a curated record